Molecule: messenger RNA, 945 nt
Organism: Soboliphyme baturini
Lineage: Eukaryota; Metazoa; Nematoda; Enoplea; Dioctophymatida; Soboliphymatidae
Source: the annotation of a GenBank genome assembly
AUGAAGCCAGUGAAAAGAUCUUCACGGCGCAAUCGUACCUACUACGAAGUCGUGAAAAGACUUGUCAAACGGGAGAGCGAAGGGGACUGCAGAUGGGGCGAGGCUAAAUGCCGCAGCGGGGAGUGCAUCUUGAGGGAGUACGUAUGCGAUGGAACGAAGCACUGCUUGGACGGUUCCGAUGAACAGGAUUGUGGGAUCGCGGACAGCUGCGAGGCGAGCGAGUUCCAUUGCGACAACAACAACUGCAUCGAAAAAUCUUGGCUUUGCGACGGUCAGGACGAUUGCGAGGACGGCAGUGAUGAACGGAACUGCGAAUCGCGUCCUGUGGGCACAGGCUGUGCUGCAUAUGAAUUUCAAUGUGUAUCUACGAAGGAAUGCAUAUCUGCAGGAUUCCAGUGCGAUGGGCAGAAUGACUGUCCAGAUGAAUCAGAUGAAAUCGGAUGCGCCCCACCUGUCGCUGUCCAGCCGCCAAUUCAAUUUUUGCGGAUAGGCUGCGGGGAAAGAGCUGUUUUGGAGUGUCGUGCGGUCGGAGUACCGACCCCAUAUAUCAACUGGAGACUGAACUGGGGUAAGACAUGUGGACCCCCACGCUGUACUCAAACAUCUGAACACGGCCAUGGAAUACUGGUCAUUAGCAACGCCAACACGUUUGACCAAGGUGUGUACACUUGUGAAGCGCUGAACAGCAAAGGCAGGCUAUUGGUCACUCCGGACGCCGUCCUCAAAGUGGACUGCCAACAGCAAUGCAAUCGAGCCGGUACUCUGUACCAGUCCUCAGACAAAAAAUGCGUCUGCAAGCAAUACGUUCAAGGAGAAUUCUGCGACCGGUGUGUGGAGGGCACUUUUCAACUCACCGAAAGCAAUCCUCAUGGCUGCCUUGAAUGCUUUUGCUCUGGUCUCACAAAUGAAUGCCAAAAUGCCGAUUUGUUUAAAGCUACAGUAUGA